This is a messenger RNA of Salvia hispanica, 948 nucleotides long. Its product is annotated as LOB domain-containing protein 41-like. The record is from RefSeq and is a predicted model, not a curated record. Gene Ontology annotation, biological process: regulation of gene expression. Lineage: Eukaryota; Viridiplantae; Streptophyta; Magnoliopsida; Lamiales; Lamiaceae.
CUCCCUCCUCUCCGCAUCUCUAUAAACCCCUCUCUCUCUCUCUUUAUAUAUAAAAAAAAAUGAGCUGCAAUGGCUGCAGAGUCCUCCGCAAAGGCUGCGUCGAUAACUGCACCCUCAGACCCUGCCUCGAUUGGAUCGAAUCACCCGAAUCUCAAGCCAACGCCACUCUCUUCCUCGCCAAAUUCUACGGCCGCGCCGGCCUCAUCAACCUCAUCAAAUCCGGCCCCAACCACCUCCGUCCAGAAAUUUUCAAGUCGCUCUUGUACGAGGCCUGCGGCCGGAUCAUCAACCCCGUCCACGGCUCGGUCGGCCUGAUGUGCUCCGGCGACUGGCCGCGGUGCCAGGAGGCGGUGGAGGCAGUCCUCCUUGGCAAGCCGCUCGCCGCCUCCGACGAGCUGCAGAGCUGCGACAUCCGCCACCUCUCCAAGGACGCUCGCCGCGGCCGGAUCCGGAGCAGGUCGAAGAGGGACGCGGAGAGCCGAGCCGACUCGUCGUAUGCGGCGGCCGAGGCGAAGUUCACGAUCACGGGAUGGGAUGAGGUGAAGAGAGCGCGGAGCCACGAUUCGUACUCGGUUGAAACGGUCGAGCCGGCUUUGGUGAACCGGGGUGGUGUUAAACCGGAGCCCGAGGAGAUCGGGCUGGAGUUGACCUUGGGAGGCCCGAAUUUUGUCAUGGGUGCAGUCAUAGAGAUUUCCGACGCUCAAAAUUAAAUUUACUAGUACAAAAAACCCCAGUUUUGGAGGAGUAGUGUUUUUUUUUUUUUGGGAAAACAAAGAAUUAAUGUAGAUUUUAGAAGAAUUGUAGUAGUAAAAUGCAUGAAGUAUCUCAUUUUUUGUUGGGAAAUGAGGUAGUUUUCUAGCAAGAAUUGGGGAGUUUUAGUGUAUAUUUGAUUGUGAAAUAAUUGAUGUUUUGAAUAUAAACAUGAUGGCAACUUGUAAUGUUGAUGAA